GUUUUAUUUUUUUUAAUAAUAUAACUAGUGUUUUAUUAAAAUUAUAAUUUGCACAAUAAAUAAAACUACCAUGUAUCAUUUUCUAUUAACUAGUUUAUGUUUAAUUAUUUGUUUUUACAUUAAUUUAAAUGCAGCUACCUGUCCGGCUAACCCAUGGGCCAGUCCACCAGUCAUUGACGAUAGUGUACGACAAAAAUUUAUACCACUAUCCAUAGCUGAGCUAACACGUAAUAUUAGCUCAGGUAUUGAUACGUUGGUAAUUACAAAAAUCAUCCGGGCUAGUAGCCAGGCCCAGCAGGAGCACCUGGAUAUUGUGGCUCAGUACUAUUGGGAAUUUGGUAGCUAUCUGAGCUCAGUCGAAAAAGAUGCCUUAAAACAUGCUGGCUAUUAUACUAACACACCGUACGGGCGCCGGUAUCUAAUGGACGAUGCCUUGUUUAUCUGGUAUUGGAACCAGUAUACAGAUAGACAACUGGCUAAUGGUUGUCCAAUUGAUGCCUUCAAUUUGUCUAACGAUUCAGGAGUACUGGCGAGUCAAUGGUUAGAUACCAGAGCCAAGGUAUUGGCUAAAUUGCAAACGGCUAUCGAUGAGGAAACGGCUGAUCGAUAUAGACAAUUGUGGGCACCGUUUACCCAACAAAUAUUAGACUAUUUAAGAUCAAGUUAUCAGAAAAUUGACCAAAAAUUGGGCCAAUUGUCGGACCAAUCGAUUAAAGUGAAAACAUUACAGAUUAUGCUAAUUGAUAGUCAAUUUAUUUUAAGAGGAUUUUAUUGGAAAUAAUUUUUAUUUUUAUUUAUUUUUUCUUAUCCUCUAAA
Oppia nitens is the source of this 816-nucleotide messenger RNA. RefSeq lists its product as uncharacterized. Lineage: Eukaryota; Metazoa; Arthropoda; Arachnida; Sarcoptiformes; Oppiidae. Bases 71 to 781 code for a protein of 236 amino acids. The record is from RefSeq and is a predicted model, not a curated record. The transcript is spliced from 3 exons.